This is a messenger RNA of Eucalyptus grandis, 1045 nucleotides long. RefSeq names its product O-acyltransferase WSD1-like. Gene Ontology annotation, cellular component: plasma membrane. NCBI's taxonomy places the organism in Eukaryota, Viridiplantae, Streptophyta, Magnoliopsida, Myrtales, Myrtaceae. Gene Ontology annotation, molecular function: long-chain-alcohol O-fatty-acyltransferase activity; diacylglycerol O-acyltransferase activity. Gene Ontology annotation, biological process: triglyceride biosynthetic process. Bases 4 to 705 code for a protein of 233 amino acids. The record is from RefSeq and is a predicted model, not a curated record. The transcript has 5 exons.
UCUAUGCUAAUACUAAAUGAUGAUGAAUCUCAUUCACUGCUCCAAAUGCAGACCAUUAACGAUGUUCUCUUCAGGAUCAUAUCAGUCGGCUUGUUCAAAUACAUCGACCACCAGUCUCCCAAUGCCGUGCGGGAAGGGACUCGAAUAACGGGAGUGGCGGUUGUUAACUUGCGAGAACAACAGGGAUUGCAGGAACUAUCCAAUUUGAUGAAAGGCAACCCGGGACUGAGGUGGGGCAACAAGUUCGGGAUUAUCCUUCUCCCCGUUCACUACAGCAGAAGCUGUGGCGACCCUCUCGAAUACCUGAGAAAAGCUAAGUCGAUGAUGGACCGGAAGAAGAAAUCCCUGGAGGCUCACUUCUCCUACAAAAUCGGGGAUAUGGCCAUGACUUUUUUAGGAGCACAUGUUGCAAGCCUGCUCAACUACAGGAUCCUUUGCAACAUCACGUUCAGCAUCUUGAACGUGCUUGGCCCACGAGAGGAGAUCACGUUUGGGGGGAACCCCAUCACAUACAUAAGGGCGAACGUCUCGAGUUUACCCCACGCACUCACGAUGCACAUGGUGAGCUAUGCGGGGAAGGCGGACAUGCAAUUUCUGGUGGCCAAGGACAUCAUCCACGACCCUGAUUUUCUGGCCAAGUGCUUUGAGGAUGCUUUACUCGAAAUGAAAGCAGCAGCUUCUACUGCCUUGAACUCGAAGAAGUAAACAGGGAAACAUUCCUGUGGGGUUAGGAGGGAAAAAUCUGUAUUUUAUUCUUAUGGAUGUGGGAUUAUACACGGGGAUAAAAAGAAUCGAUCCCAUUUAUAUGAUGUUCUAUUGGGACGAGAAGAACCAUUUUAGGCCAUCGAUCCAAAUUUUGUCUUAUGUCUUACUUGAUUGAUGAAGUUAGUAGGGUGUUGCUCGAGUUCUGGAUCCAUCCACUCUAUGUUGAGCUCCAAGCAAUUGAAAAGAGAAAUGAAGAGAACAAAGUCAAUUGUAUGGCAAAUAAAGCUAGGUACACUAAAUUUUAAGAUGAUGGGACAGGUUUAUGUUCUUUGAAUGUCCA